GGCGCUGUGGGUGGAGCCUGCGCAGCUGGCGGCGGCGCCCUUUAAGCAGCGACGCUCGCCCGCCUCCCGCUUGUGCAGCCUGGGACCCAGCAGCGCCGCGCCGCGCCCGAGCAGCCCCAGCCCCGCCGCGCCCCCGCCCCCCACGUUCUGCCCUCAUCGCGCCGCCGCCGCCAGCAGGAGCAGGCGGAGGAGGAGGAGGAUGCCCCGCUAUGAGCUGGCUUUGAUCCUGAAAGCCAUGCAGAGGCCUGAGAUGGCUGCUGCACUGAAGCGCACAAUAGAGGCUUUGAUGGAGAGAGGAGCAGUUGUGAGGAACUUGGAAAACCUGGGAGAAAGAUCACUGCCAUAUAAAAUCUCCAAGCAUAAUCAAGAUCACAGAAGAGGAGGGUAUUUUUUGGUAGACUUUGAUGGCCCACCUAUGAUUGUUUCAACGAUGAUGGACCAUUUAGGACGUGAUGUUGAUGUAAUUAGACCUACUUUUUUAAAGCAUCCAGUAUCAAAGACAGAAGAAUGUGGUGGCAUAAUCCCAGUCAACUAUGAAGAUAAACUAUAUACCAAGAAAAAAUGAGUAUCCAAAAGACCAUAUCUGAAACCUUUUUAUUUUAGCCCUGCUUUCGGAUACAACUGUGGUCAUAAUUGUUGUCUACGUACAGAGUCAUCUAUUGUAGCCAUAUGGCAUCUGGAGUUAAUGUAACCUUUAGCUUUCUUUUUUGUUGUUAAUUAAAUAGUUAAUUUGUAUUCUUAUGUUAAUAGUUGAUGACUAGUCUAAAAAUUGAUUUGCUUUCCUCGUAAAGCAUUACAUCUGAUGAAGUUCUGUCUACCCAUCAGGAGACUAAAAAUAGCAAUUUUUUUUUCAGUAAGAUUACUUCAGACUUUGUACACAGUAGAUUAAGAAAGCUCUGUUCGACAAUGUAUACUGUAUAGCGGUAUGUUUUUUUAUUUUAAACAAGAUAAUAAAGGUGAUUUGAAAUAA
Molecule: messenger RNA, 970 nt
Organism: Caretta caretta (loggerhead turtle)
Lineage: Eukaryota; Metazoa; Chordata; Testudines; Cheloniidae
Gene: MRPS6
Product: mitochondrial ribosomal protein S6
Biological process (GO): translation
Cellular component (GO): ribosome; mitochondrial small ribosomal subunit
Molecular function (GO): structural constituent of ribosome; small ribosomal subunit rRNA binding
Source: RefSeq, a predicted model, not a curated record